Rhea pennata is the source of this 3292-nucleotide messenger RNA. It is a transcript of the gene HDAC5, whose product is annotated as histone deacetylase 5. Lineage: Eukaryota; Metazoa; Chordata; Aves; Rheiformes; Rheidae. Gene Ontology annotation, molecular function: histone deacetylase activity. Gene Ontology annotation, biological process: negative regulation of transcription by RNA polymerase II. The record is from RefSeq and is a predicted model, not a curated record.
GCCCGCCCGCCGCGCUCCGCCUCGGCGCCUGCAGCCGCCACGUCCCGCCGCCAUGAGCUCCCCGAGCGACGCAGACGGCGCAGCCGGCCGCGAGCCCGCCCUGGAGCUCCUGUCCCGCGCGCAGCUCCGCGCCGCCCUCCCCGCCGCAGGGGCGGAGGGGCCGGCGGAGGCGUGCGGGGCGCCCGAGGCGUGCGGCGAGCGCCGGGGGCCGGGGCUGGACGCGGCGCUGGACGCGGCGGCGCGGGAGCGGCAGCUGCAGCGCGAGCUCCUGGCCCUCAAGCAGCAGCAGCAGCUCCAGAAGCAGCUGCUCUUCGCCGAGUUCCAGAAGCAGCACGAGCACCUCACGCGCCAGCACGAGGUGCAGCUCCAGAAGCACCUCAAGCAGCAGCAGGAAGCGCUGGCCGCCCGGCGGCAGCAGGAGCUGGAGCAGCAGCGGCAGCGCGAGCGGCAGGAGGCCCUGGAGCAGCAGCGCCUGGAGCAGCUCCACGCCCUGCGCACCAAGGACAAGAGCCGCGAGAGCGCCAUCGCCAGCACCGAGGUGAAGCUCAAGCUCCAGGAGUUCCUGCUCAGCAAGACGAAGGAGCCGGCCGCCGGCGCCCUCAACCAUUCCCUCCCCCAGCACCCCAAAUGUUGGGCUCACCAUACCUCGUUGGACCAGAGUUCCCCUCCGCAGACGGGCAGCCCGGGCACGCCGCCGUCCUACAAGCUCCCCCUGCUCGGCACCUACGACAGCCGGGACGACUUCCCGCUGCGCAAGACCGCCUCCGAACCCAACCUGAAAGUGCGCUCGCGGUUAAAACAGAAGGUAGCGGAGCGGAGGAGCAGCCCGCUGCUGCGCCGGAAGGACGGCACCGUCGUCAGCACCUUCAAGAAGCGCGCCGUCGAGAUCACGGUGUCCUCGGUGUGCAGCAGCGCGCCGGGCUCCGGGCCCAGCUCGCCCAACAGCUCCAACAGCGCCAUCGCCGAGAACGGCUUCACCGGCUCCGUCCCCAACAUCCACGCCGAGCUCCUGCCCCAGCACCGAGCCCUCGCCCUGGACGGCGCCGGCCAGCUCAGCCUCUACACGUCCCCGUCCCUGCCCAACAUCUCCCUGGGGCUGCAGGCCACCGUCACCGUGACCAACUCCCACCUCAACGCGUCCCCCAAGCUGCCGCCGCAGGCGGAGGCCGAGCGCCCGGCGGUGACGGCGCUGCGCCCCGGGGCCGCCCUCACCGGCAAGUUCCUGAGCACCUCGUCCAUCCCCGGCUGCCUGCUGGGGGUGGCCCUGGAGGGGGAGGCGCCCGGCCCCGCGUCCCUGCUGCAGCACGUGCUGCUGCUCGAGCAGGCGCGCCAGCAGAGCACCCUCAUCGCCGUGCCCCUGCACGGGCAGUCGCCGCUGGUGACGGGCGAGCGCGCGGCGGCGGGCGCGCGGGCCGUGAGCAAGCUGCCGCGCCACCGGCCCCUGAGCCGCACGCAGUCGUCCCCGCUGCCCCAGAGCCCCCAGGCCCUGCCCCACGGCGCCCUGCAGCACCACUUCCUGGAGAAGCAGCAGCAGGUCCAGCUGGGCAAGCUGCUCUCCAAGCCGGGCGAGCUGGCGCGGCAGCCCACCACCCACCCCGAGGAGACCGAGGAGGAGCUGACGGAGCAGCAGGAGCCGGCGCCGGGCGCCGGGGGCCCCCCCGGCCCGCCGCCGGCCCUCGCCCCCCCGGACGCCGGGGGCCCCCCCGGAGCCGCUGCGGGAGGCCGAGGGGCCCCGCGACGAGCCGGGCGACAGCGGGGACGAAGCCGAGGCCGCCGGGAGCCCCGAGGUCGCCGAGCUGGGUGUCACCUACAAGCAGGACCCUCCCCGGCGCAGGUGUUCGCCGACGCGCAGCCGCUGCAGCUCUACCCCGCGGCGCCCCUGGGCCUCCUGGCGCUGCCGCACCAGGCGCUGAGCCGGACCCAGUCGUCCCCCGCCAGCGCCGGGCUCAAGCCCCCCGCGCCUGACGCCCCCCCCAAGCACCUCUUCACUACAGGCGUCGUCUACGACACGUUCAUGCUGAAGCACCAGUGCGCCUGCGGGAACACCACCGUGCACCCCGAGCACGCCGGGCGCAUCCAGAGCAUCUGGUCCCGCCUGCAGGAGACGGGGCUGCUGGGCAAGUGCGAGCGCAUCCGGGGCCGCAAGGCGACGCUGGAGGAGAUCCAGACGGUGCACUCGGAGCACCACGCGCUCCUCUACGGCACCAGCCCCCUCAACCGCCAGAAGCUCGACAGCAAGAAGCUCCUGGGUCCCAUCAGCCAGAAGACGUACGCGGUGCUGCCGUGCGGGGGCAUCGGGGUGGACAGUGACACGGUGUGGAACGAGAUGCACUCGUCCAGCGCCGUGCGCAUGGCCGUGGGCUGCCUCGUGGAGCUGGCCUUCAAGGUGGCCGCCGGCGAGAUCAAGAACGGCUUCGCUGUCAUCAGGCCCCCAGGGCACCACGCGGAGGAGUCCACGGCCAUGGGCUUCUGCUUCUUCAACUCGGUGGCCAUCUCGGCCAAGCUGCUGCAGCAGAAGCUCAGCGUGGGCCGUAUCCUCAUCGUGGACUGGGACAUCCACCACGGCAACGGCACGCAGCAGGCCUUCUACGGCGACCCCCCACGUGCUCUACAUCUCCUGCACCGCUACGACGACGGCACUUUCUUCCCCGGCAGCGGGGCGCCCGAGGAGGUCGGCAGCGGGAUGGGAGUGGGCUACAACAUCAACAUCGCCUGGACGGGCGGCGUGGACCCCCCCAUCGGCGACGUCGAGUAUCUCACCGCCUUCAGGACCGUGGUGAUGCCCGUGGCCACCGAGUUCUGCCCGGACGUGGUGCUGGUGUCGGCCGGCUUCGACGCCGUCGAGGGUCACCUCUCCCCGCUCGGCGGCUACUCCGUCACGGCCAAAUGUUUCGGCCACUUGACCAAGCAGCUGAUGGAGCUGGCGGGCGGCCGGGUGGUGCUGGCGCUGGAGGGGGGCCACGACCUGACGGCCAUCUGCGACGCCUCCGAGGCCUGCGUCUCCGCGCUGCUGGGCCUGGAGCUGGAGCCGCUGGAUCCGUCCGUGCUGCAGCAGAAGCCGAGCGCCAACGCCGUGGCCGCCCUGGAGAAGGUCAUCGAGAUCCAGAGCGCGCACUGGGGCUCGGUGAAGCGCUUCGCGGCGGCCGUGGGCCGCUCGCUGCUGGAGGCGCAGCAGGGCGAGGCGGAGGAGGGCGCCGUGACCGCCAUGGCGCUGCUCUCCGUGGGCGCCGGGGGCAGCCCGCGCCGCGCCAGGGCCGCGGAGGAGCCGAUGGAGGCAGAGCCCGCGCUGUGA